Hevea brasiliensis (rubber tree) is the source of this 1519-nucleotide messenger RNA. Its product is annotated as WAT1-related protein At5g07050. The record is from RefSeq and is a predicted model, not a curated record. Lineage: Eukaryota; Viridiplantae; Streptophyta; Magnoliopsida; Malpighiales; Euphorbiaceae. The transcript has 7 exons. Bases 132 to 1298 code for a protein of 388 amino acids. Gene Ontology annotation, cellular component: plasma membrane. Gene Ontology annotation, molecular function: transmembrane transporter activity.
AAACAACUUGAAGUGUUCUUCCUCUAUUUUGUUCCUUGACUCACUCUCUCUCUCUCUCUCUCUCUCUCUCUCUCUCUUUCUCUUACUAACUACAAGACCCUGAAUUUACAAUACAGAAAAUAAAAAAAAAAAUGGAGGGGAAUGGAUGUUUUGGUAGUUUCAUUCAAAGGUGUAAGCCUUACAUAGCAAUGAUAUCUCUGCAAUUUGGCUAUGCUGGCAUGAAUAUCAUUACUAAGGUUUCCCUCAACCGUGGGAUGAGUCAUUACGUGCUUGUCGUCUACAGGCACGCCUUUGCCACAGCUGCUAUUGCUCCUUUCGCUAUUGUUCUUGAAAGGAAAGUGAGGCCAAAGAUUACAUUUCCCAUUUUCAUGCAAAUUUUCGUAUUGGGUCUUCUUGGGCCUGUGAUUGAUCAAAACUUUUACUACGCCGGGCUAAAAUUCACGUCGCCUACCUUCUCUUGUGCCAUGAGCAACAUGUUACCAGCAAUGACAUUCGUUAUGGCCGUUCUUUGCCGAAUGGAGAAAGUGGACUUAAAGAAAGUGAGAUGCCAGGCAAAGGUGAUUGGAACUAUCGUGACAGUGGCUGGAGCUAUGCUCAUGACUCUGUACAAAGGUCAUGUUAUCAAUUUGAUUUGGUCUGAUCAUGUCCACACUCAUACAUCCUCUGCUCCUGUCACCACUGGAUCUACUGACAAAGACUGGCUUAAGGGUUCAAUUCUUCUCAUCAUUGCCACUCUUGCUUGGGCCUCAUUCUUCAUUCUCCAGGCAGUGACGCUUAAGAGGUAUGCAGCUCAGCUCUCACUCACAUCCCUUGUCUGCUUUAUGGGCACACUACAAUCCAUUGCUGUUACCUUUGUGAUGGAGCAUAGGACCUCUGUUUGGACCAUUGGCUGGGACAUGAACCUUCUUGCCGCUGCUUAUGCUGGUAUUGUGUCAUCAAGCAUUGCCUAUUAUGUUCAAGGACUUGUAAUGCAGAAAAGGGGGCCAGUCUUUGUUACUGCUUUUAGCCCUUUGAUGAUGAUUAUAGUGGCGAUUAUGGGCUCCUUUAUCCUGGCAGAAAAGAUUUAUCUUGGAGGUGUUCUUGGUGCUCUGCUGAUUGUUGCAGGACUCUACUCAGUUCUUUGGGGCAAAUACAAGGAAUACAAAGAAAAAGAAGCCGAAACGAAGCCACAACCCAUCGAGGCAAAUGAAGAGAUCAAUGAAACAAAUGACAUCGAAAUGCAAAGAAAUCAAGCAGUGGCUGUCAGUUUCCCAACUUCACUGCCAACCAUGAUAGGCAGAGAAGCACCAAGAGCUUAAUUAGCAUAGAAAAGAAGAGAGAAUUAUAUAUGAGAGAAAUAAUGGAGAGAAAAAGAAGGCUCUUUUUUGUAUCUCAGCCUCACUGUUUUUUUUUUUUUUUCCACUUUCUUUUUUUUUUUUUUCUUUUUUUUAAGCCUUUAUUUUACCUUCUGUUGAUGAAACUGUCAUAUUCUGUUGAUGAAAAUAGAAAUGAGAGACAAUGCGAAAGCUUUUUAAUUUUA